AUGAAUAUACUUAAAUCCUUUGAAACAGGAAGUAACCAAAAGGGAAACAUUCAGAGCACUCUGCAAAAACAAACUGAACAGGAAAUUAUUCAACAUUUUGCAGGUGAGAAUGAGAGUAAAACUGUUCUAGAUGUAUUCUUCCUUGGGAAGGCUCUGGCAGAAGCACUAAACGAGCGUAUAGAGUCGACUCUGGGGGAAUUUCUAAGUACAAUAGGUAGAUUGCAAGCUGAGCAACAAAAGCAAGUACAAGAAUUUCAGGGGCGAUAUUCAUACAGCCUUGUCGUGGAACCAAAAUGUCCUGGUGAAGAACUUGGGUUUACUGCACUGGAUGCCUUAGCAGACAUGGCUGGGGCUUUAGUUCAGUCAACCAAUUUACCCUUUUCAGUUACCAGUGUAAGGAAUGGAGAGUUCAGGAGAAGGAAAAACACAAAUAGAACAGUUACAAUGCGAUGUAACUUACAAACAACACCCUUAAGAAUGAGGAGUUUCUCAGGACUGCGAACAUCUAAUGCCGUAGACUUGAUGAAGCAAACUGGCCAGACACUGCAAUCAAAGGUUGCAGUUAUCACCUCUGUUAGAAAAGGAAGAAAAUGUCGUCACAAUUACAUUGGACCAGAGCACUUGUUGCUGGGAUUACUUCGUGAGGAUGAAGGAGUAGCAGCCCGUGUUCUUGAGAACUUAGGUGCGGAUCCAAGCAAUAUUCGCACACAGGUUAUUAGAAUGGUGGGUGAGAGGGCGGAGGCUAUUGGUGCUGGUGUUGGUGGGAGAAGCUCAGGAAACAAGAUGCCUACACUAGAGGAAUAUGGAAUCAAUUUAACCAAGCUAGCUGAGGGUAAAAUAGAACGAAUUACUCAAAUUUUGAACGAUGUUGGGAAAACAGCUAUUGCAGAAGGCCUAGCUCUGAGAAUUGCCAAUGGCGAUGUCCCUGAGACAAUUGAGGGGAAAAAGCUAAUGUUUAUCACCGAGAUAGCUUUCAGUGACACUCCGACGACAAUAUUUUGGACGGGCUCCAGAGUUGAUAGUUUUCUAAUGUUGUAUUGA
This is a messenger RNA of Fraxinus pennsylvanica, 1041 nucleotides long. The record is from the annotation of a GenBank genome assembly. NCBI's taxonomy places the organism in Eukaryota, Viridiplantae, Streptophyta, Magnoliopsida, Lamiales, Oleaceae.